Messenger RNA from Ailuropoda melanoleuca (giant panda), 1762 nucleotides. It is a transcript of the gene PYCR1, whose product is annotated as pyrroline-5-carboxylate reductase 1. The record is from RefSeq and is a predicted model, not a curated record. The transcript is spliced from 8 exons. Lineage: Eukaryota; Metazoa; Chordata; Mammalia; Carnivora; Ursidae. The coding region runs from base 108 to 1070 and encodes 320 amino acids. Gene Ontology annotation, molecular function: pyrroline-5-carboxylate reductase activity. Gene Ontology annotation, biological process: L-proline biosynthetic process.
GGGUGCCGCGUGGCGGGCGCGGCUCCGCGGAUCCCCGGCGACCUGCGCGCGUUGCCCCUGCAGCGCCGGUGCCAGCAGUGAGGGCUGUGGGCGGGUCCUCAGACAACAUGAGCGUGGGCUUUAUCGGAGCUGGCCAGCUGGCCUUUGCCUUGGCAAAGGGCUUCACAGCAGCAGGCAUCCUGGCUGCCCACAGGAUCAUGGCCAGCUCCCCAGACAUGGACCUGGCCACGGUUUCUGCCCUCAGGAAGAUGGGAGUGAACCUGACACCCCACAACAAGGAGACCGUGCGGCAUAGUGAUGUGCUCUUCCUGGCGGUGAAACCACACAUCAUCCCCUUUAUCCUGGACGAGAUUGGUGCCGACAUUGAGGACCGGCACAUCGUGGUGUCCUGCGCGGCGGGGGUCACCAUCAGCUCCAUCGAGAAAAAGCUGACGGCGUUCCAGCCAGCCCCCAAAGUCAUCCGCUGCAUGACCAAUACGCCAGUCGUGGUGCGGGAGGGGGCCACCGUGUAUGCCAUGGGCACCCACGCCCAGGUGGAGGACGGCAGGCUCCUGGAGCAGCUCAUGGGUAGCGUGGGCUUCUGCACGGAGACGGAGGAGGACCUGAUCGAUGCUGUCACGGGGCUCAGCGGCAGCGGCCCAGCCUAUGCAUUCACAGCCCUGGAGGCCCUGGCUGACGGGGGUGUGAAGAUGGGGCUUCCCAGGCGCCUGGCAGUCCGCCUCGGGGCCCAGGCUCUGCUGGGGGCCUCCAAGAUGCUACUGGACUCGGAAAAGCACCCAGGCCAGCUCAAGGACAACGUCUGCUCUCCCGGCGGGGCCACCAUCCACGCCUUGCAUGUCCUGGAGAGCGGGGGAUUCCGCUCCCUUCUCAUCAACGCCGUGGAGGCCUCCUGCACCCGCACACGGGAGCUGCAGUCCAUGGCUGACCAGGAGAAGGUCUCCCCGGCCUCCAUCAAGAAGACCGUCCUGGACAAGGUGAAGCUGGAGUCCUCUGCAGGGCCCUCACAGACCCCUUCUGGCCACUCCAAGCUGUUCCCCCAAAGCCUGGCCCCAGCGGGCAAGGAAAACUGAGCUGUCCAACGUGCUCACCAGGCUGCUGUCAGCCACCUCCCUGCUGGCCUUGGAACUCCUGUGCUGGCUGUCCUCAGCCCCAGGCCCCACAGCAGCCUCAGAGCAACCCACUGCCUGUGACUCUGGUCAACUCCGGGGUCAGUGGGGGUUGUAACCAAGGAGGGGCCACAUCCCUUCUGAGUGGGAAUCUGCAGUCACUGAGUGCUUCCUGGCCCAGAACAGAGAUGGACUCUCCGACCUCCACGUCCCUCUUCCUCUGCCCCCAGACCAGGUUAGGACCCCUUCUUCUGGAGUUCAGGAGGCCCGGGGGUCUUAACUCCCCAUGGUCAGCUGGCUUGGGGCUUGGCCUUUUCCUGAGUACAAAGGUCAAGGUUCCCCCCCCACAACCCCACUCCCAUGAAGGCCCAGCCAAGGAGGAAACCCCAUCCCACCCCUGCCCCCUCUCCAAUCUCUACUUGUGUGGGGGGGUGCCUCUUCAGCGUGAGAAGGACCAGAGGGUCCCAAGCAUCCUGAGUCUAGCAGGCAGGACCAUGGCUGCCAACUCCCCCUUAUCUCUGUUUGGCAUCUGAGAAAAGGGCUUCUUGGAAAGUCCCAACUUUGGAGGUCGUUAUUUCCCAUUCCCCACCCAGCUUACAGAGCCUGUCACUUCUCUCCCCCACCCUUUAGCUGAAAUACAUUGGUUUGCAACCUGG